AUGGCUGGCAGAGAACACCCUCCUGCCCAGCCCGCCUACGCCAAUGGUCCCAAGACACAACAUAGAUCGCUUGUCGGCCAUGUCAGCAUUUUGGCUAAUAUGCUGACAUUGAACCCGAAUGAUAUGCGAGAGCGCUGGAGCGCGAUUCUGUGGCUCGGGCUGCCCGAGAGCGGCUUAUUUACUUUGGGUUCACCGCCUUGGUUUGCAUCAUCCCUGUGUGGUACCCCCUUGGUUUGCAUUGCUUUAUUCACUUUCCCGGUAUCCGCAGCCGAUACUUUCCUGGCUAAUCGAAGAUUACCAGUCUGUGCCGGCAGCUUAAUACCGGCGACCCGAAGGAAGCUCGUUCAACUUGCAGCGAUUUUGAUCACCCUGGGUUACCAGCUUGUCCUGUUGACGACGAUCGUUUUGCCCGCGAAUCUAUGCGGAAGCAAUAAUUCGUCUCCGGCAGAGAUUACCGAUAUUGGUGAACGCAAGCCUUCAGCGUUGACCUGUGCUCCCAUUGCAACUGCCGCUCCUCUGGAUCAAACCGAAGACAAGGACCAAGAGGUAUCGAGCGGCCUCAGGACCGGCCACGAUGCAUCCCUUCCGGUCCAGCGGCGAAGUGCGACAAGCCCAUCUCGCAUUGCAGGGGGCCACGGCAAGUAUCGUGCGGUUGUCGGGUCAAAUUCAGGACGAGAGAGAGACGCUGCUGAAGGCGGGUUUCUGGGCAAGGGCCCCUUCUAUACCAUGUGCCAAGAGGCCAUACUCCCAGCACCUCGACUACCUCCGGGCCUUCCGCGGGCCUCCGGCUGCCAAGAUUGCGGAACUGGCCGUCGCAUCACGAAGUACAGUCGCUGUUACAAAGUUGAUCCCCCAGGGGGGCAAGAUAAUUUAGCCAUUCAUUUCUUUCUUGCAUAUGAAAUCCGCCCCAUAACCCCCGCCUUACCCCCGUACGGGGGUUGA
Molecule: messenger RNA, 942 nt
Organism: Aureococcus anophagefferens
Lineage: Eukaryota; Pelagophyceae; Pelagomonadales; Pelagomonadaceae
Exons: 9
Coding region: 1-942 (313 amino acids)
Source: RefSeq, a predicted model, not a curated record